This is a messenger RNA of Propithecus coquereli (Coquerel's sifaka), 1725 nucleotides long. RefSeq names its product NOP2/Sun domain family, member 5 (gene NSUN5). NCBI's taxonomy places the organism in Eukaryota, Metazoa, Chordata, Mammalia, Primates, Indriidae. Gene Ontology annotation, biological process: rRNA base methylation. The record is from RefSeq and is a predicted model, not a curated record. Gene Ontology annotation, molecular function: methyltransferase activity. Bases 74 to 1474 code for a protein of 466 amino acids. The transcript is spliced from 10 exons. Gene Ontology annotation, cellular component: nucleolus.
UUUGACCCCGGAAGUCCAGCCGAGCGCAGAGCCAGGCGUGAUUUGCGACUGAGCCGUAAAGGUGCAUGGGAAUAUGGCGCUGUACGCGGCUGCGGCGGCCGUGCUGGCGGGCGUGGAGAGCCGCCAGGGCUCCAUCAAGGGGCUGGUGUACUCCAGCGGCUUCCAGAACGUGAAGCAGCUGUACGCGCUGGUGUGCGAGACGCAGCGCUACUCCGCCGUGCUGGACGCCGUGAUCGCCAGCGCCGGUCUCCUCCGCGCCGAAAAGAAGCUGCGGCCGCACCUGGCUAAGGUGCUAGUAUAUGAGUUGUUGUUGGGAAAGGGCUUUCGAGGGGGUGGAGGCCGAUGGAAGCCUAUGCUGAGCCGGCACCAGGCAAGGCUCAAGGCUGAGUUAGCCAGGCUCAAGGUUCAUCGGGGUGUGAGCCGGAAUGAGGACUUGCUGGAAGUGGAAUCCAGGCCUGGCUCAGCCUCUCAGGUGCCUCGAUUUGUGCGAGUGAACACUCUCAAGACCUGCUGUGAUGAUGUAGUUGAUUAUUUCAAGAGACGAGGUUUCUCCUACCAGGGUCGGGCUUCCAGCCUUGAUGACUUAAGGGUCCUCAAAGGGAAGCAUUUUCUUCUGGAUCCCUUGUUGCCAGAGCUGCUCGUGUUUCCUGCCCAGACAGAUCUGCAUGAACAUCCACUGUACCAAGCUGGUCACUUCAUUCUACAAGACAAGGCCAGCUGUCUCCCAGCCAUGCUGCUGGCCGCUCCACCAGGCUCCCAUGUCAUUGAUGCAUGUGCUGCCCCAGGCAAUAAGACCAGUCACUUGGCUGCUCUUCUGAAGAACCAAGGGAAGAUCUUUGCCUUUGACCUGGAUGCCAAGCGGCUGGCAUCUAUGGCUACUCUGCUGGCCCGGGCUGGAGUGUCUUGCUGUGAGCUGGCCGAGGAGGACUUCCUGACAGUCUCACCCUCAGACCCGCGUUAUUGUCAGGUCCGCUACAUCCUGCUGGAUCCUUCGUGUAGUGGCUCUGGUAUGUUGACCAGACAGCUGGAGGAGCCAGGGGCAGGCACACCUAGCAAGGAACGCUUGCGCGCCCUGGCAGGGUUCCAGCAGCGAGCUCUAUGCCACGCGCUCACUUUCCCCUCCUUGCAGCGCCUCGUCUAUUCCACAUGUUCCCUUUGCCAAGAGGAGAACGAAGAUGUGGUGCAAGGUGCCCUGCAGCAGAACCCAGGGGCCUUCAGGCUAGUUCCUGUCCUGCCCUCCUGGCCCCACCGAGGCCUUAGCACUUUCCCAGGUGCCGAGCACUGCCUCCGGGCCUCCCCGGAAACCACACUCACUGGUGGCUUCUUCAUUGCCGUCAUUGAACGGGUAGAGGUGCCAAGCUCAGUCUCACAGGCUGAAGCACUGGCACCGGAACUUAUGCCUAGCCCGGCCCCAAAGAGAAAGAAAAGACGGCGGAAAGCGGCGGCUGGUGCUAGCACAUUGCCUGGCACGUAGCAGGUGCUCAAAGCCUUUGACUUUUUCCUGGUAGGAGAUGAAGAUGCCAGUCCGCCUCUCUACUGAGAACCCACGGACCCUCAUACCCAGGCAGCAGUUUGGGUUUUGAAAGGUUAUUUUUACUCCUGUAGGAAGUUAACUGGUGACCCUGUUUCUGCAGCUGGAAAGACAGAGUGGAUUUCCCAGUCCUUUGGGUCCCUCUCCCUGGCCUGUGUUUUUGCUGGUGAGAGAAGUGCUGCCCACAAAAAUAA